Penicillium angulare is the source of this 1563-nucleotide messenger RNA. RefSeq lists its product as uncharacterized. NCBI's taxonomy places the organism in Eukaryota, Fungi, Ascomycota, Eurotiomycetes, Eurotiales, Aspergillaceae. Bases 1 to 1563 code for a protein of 520 amino acids. The transcript has a single exon. The record is from RefSeq and is a predicted model, not a curated record.
AUGUCUGGCAUCAUCAACAAGGUCAAGGACACUAUUGCCCACCACAAGGACGAGAAGGCAGAGAAGAAUGUCGAAAAGAACUAUGCCGAGUCCGACCAGACCGCUGGUACUGGAUACAACACCGGCACCACCGGUAACACCUAUGACUCCCCUCAGUCUUCCAACCGUGGUCCUCACGACAGCAACAUUGCCAACGAAGCCGACCCUCGUAUCGACAGCAACCGAUCCAACUUGACCGGCUCAACCACAAAUAACUAUGGUCCUCACGAUAGCAACAUUGCCAAUAAGGCCGAUCCUCGCAUCGACAGCGAUCUAGACAGCCGCAACCGCAACACCUCUACUGGCUAUGGAUCAACAGGUCCCACUGCCACUGGUGCUGGUGUUGGCGCUGGCUCUGGCUACGGAUCUACUGGUCAUACUGGCACUACCACUGGUACCGGAUACGGAUCGACUGGAGGUUCCACUUACGAUUCCGCUCGUUCUUCCAACUAUGGUCCCCACGACAGCAACAUUGCCAAUAAGGCCGAUCCUCGUGUCGACAGCGACCUAGACAGCCGCAACCGCAACACGUCUACUGGCUAUGGAUCAACAGGUCCCACUGCCACCGGUGCCAGCUAUGGAUCCACUGGUCCUACUACCACUGGUGCUGGUGUUGGCGCUGGCUCUGGCUACGGAUCUACUGGACCUACUGGCACUACCACUGGUGCCGGAUACGGAUCGACUGGAGGUUCCACUUACGAUUCCGCUCGUUCUUCCAACUAUGGUCCCCACGACAGUAACAUUGGCAACACUGUCGAUCCUCGUGUUGACAGCGACCUAGACAGCCGCAACCGCAACACCUCUACUGGUUACGGCACCACUGGCAACACCUUCGGUACCACUGGAUCUUCCAACUAUGGCCCCCACGACAGCAACUUGGAGAACAAGGUCGACCCCCGCGUCGACAGCGACCGUGAUAGCCGUGCUGCGCACCACAGCACUUCCUCCGGCCACACCGCCGGCUAUGCCGCAACUGGCGCUGCUGCUGGUGCUGGCGCUGGCGCUGGAUACGCCGCUUCCCACCACCACCCUUCGGCCCACUCUACCUCAACUGGCCCAGCCAGCUCUACCACCGGCCCUCACUCUAGCAACUUGGAGAACAAGGCAGACCCCCGCGUCGACAGCGAUAGACCUAACGAUCGCUACUCUUCCUCCACCGGCCCUGCCUCCUCGACUGCCGGCCCCCACUCAAGCAACGCUGCCAACGAGGCCGAUCCUCGCAUCGACAGCGACCGAAGCAACGCCAACUACAGUGGCGUCUCUCGGUUCGACAAUGAUGUGCACAAGGGAAGCCUUGGUGGCGGUGAUAUGAUGCACCUCUCUAAUAACAACCAGAGUGCCCCUACCACCACCCACACCUUUGAAGAGUCGCAGAAUGAGAGCCUCGGUGGUGCUUCCGCUGGUAGCAGCUACGGAUCUAAGAAGACUGCUGGUCCCCACAGCAGCGAUACUGCCAACAAGCUCGACCCUCGUGUUGAUUCGGAUCUUGAUGGUUCCAAGACUGUUGGCUCUCAGCGUUAUUAA